Molecule: messenger RNA, 1557 nt
Organism: Anopheles nili
Lineage: Eukaryota; Metazoa; Arthropoda; Insecta; Diptera; Culicidae
Product: proton-coupled folate transporter-like
Exons: 3
Coding region: 1-1557 (518 amino acids)
Biological process (GO): transmembrane transport
Cellular component (GO): membrane
Molecular function (GO): transmembrane transporter activity
Source: RefSeq, a predicted model, not a curated record
AUGAGCACUGAUAUGCGAAGACCCAGUUUGGACGGCCGUAGUGACGGUCGUAGUACUGAUGAAGACACUCCACUGCUGUCAGCACCUAGAUAUUCUCCCAUGGCAGCACCAGCAGCAACAUCAUCCACGUGCUCUUCAGCAGAACCUAGGAUCCCCAGGGUGUCCGAUCGAUUCUGCACGUUCGAACCGAUCCUGGUACUGCUCUGCUUCGGGAUCAGUGUGUCAGGCGUGGUGUUGGCGGAUCAAAUUAUCUAUCAAUCGUGCGUCGUUACCCUCGGAUAUGACCGCGCACUGUGCGCCCAGCUGGGCACCAAGAGCAACUCCACUGAGGUUGCUCAGCUGGAAACGAUAGUGCAACCGUUUGCGGCCAGAAUUGGAAUGGUGAACACCAUUUUGAUGUCCGUUCUACCUGCUCUGUGUGCGCUCUUGAUGGGACCGUGGUCGGAUAAAUAUGGCCGCAAGCCAGCAAUGAUAGUGCCGUCGGUGGGAUUUAUCACAACGUACGUCAUGAUCGGGAUAUUGUCGCUACUAUCGAAGCGCUUCCUAGUAGAUCCUUGGUGUUAUGUGGUCGCGCAUAUUCCUGCUGCUAUUCUCGGUGGCCCCACGGUGCUUAUGGCUGCCAUUUUUAGCUAUCUCACCGACACCACAGAGGAAUCUAAUCGAACGGUGCGGAUGGGCAUUUUACAGGCGUGCACGAUGCUUGGUGCCUUCGUCGGAUUGCUGUCGAGUAGUUUCAUCCUUCAGUGGACCAAUGUGCCGACCAUGUUCUUCCUUUCCGCCGCUGCAGUCGCGAUCAGUUGUGGCUUUUUGUACUACUGUCUAGAGGACAGCAUCAAACCGGAUGCAAGCAUGGUGCACCGACAGGUUAGGGAAAUCUUUCGGUUCGAUCACCUACUUGAUCUACUGAGAACGUUCUUCAAAAAGCGAUCGUCAUAUGAUCGAGGCAUCGUUUGGCUGACGAUCGCAAUCGGCGUGGUCACCGUUCUCGGGACAGGCGGUGGGACGGUGUUUUUUCUCUAUACGCGACGCCGCUUUGGCUGGACGAUACAGGAAUUCACCAUUUGGCAGGCGGUGGAACUCUUGUCAAUCGUGGCUGGCAACGUGAUCGGUAUAUCAGUCUUAAAAUCUCUGUUAAAACUACCGGACAUAUGGUUGGCUCUGCUCUCCGUGGUCAACUACUCGCUCGAUGCACUAAUAAAGGGGCUCGCGCAACAAGGAUGGCAACUCUUUCUGGCAACAGGAAUCACUCCUUUAAAAGCAACCGAGGGUGCUGCAUUGAUGGCAAUCUGUUCGAGCAUAAUUCCGUCUAACGAAAUUGCCAAAUUUUACUCGAUUGCAAUGGCCAUGACGAACACCGUUUCGUUGGCUUCUGCCCCACUGUUCACGUACAUCUACAACGCUACAGUAGCAUCUGCCCCGCAAGUAUUUAAUUUCGUAUCAUCUGGUAUAUUUUCAGUCAACGUGUUGCUGGUUGGAACCAUUGCUGUGUUGCUGCGCAAACGAAGGAAAGCUCAAGUCGAGCCGCUGUUUAAUCAAGAUAGCGAAAUCUUAACCUAA